Molecule: messenger RNA, 1509 nt
Organism: Daldinia loculata
Lineage: Eukaryota; Fungi; Ascomycota; Sordariomycetes; Xylariales; Hypoxylaceae
Product: polysaccharide lyase family 20 protein
Exons: 2
Coding region: 439-1221 (260 amino acids)
Source: RefSeq, a predicted model, not a curated record
CUGCAGCUUAGCUCUUUCUUAUAUGGUAAUUUCUACUUCGUAAUGAUACUAUGAAACUGCCCUAGCUGAAGCUGUCAGGUCUCAUAUAAAUGAUCUGCACAGUAUGCUAAAGCGCCGCUCGAAGAAUAUUGCCCUUCGAUGGCAAAUCAUCUAGCUCCCCCCUAUAAGCUAAUUUAUACAAUUACCUAUGCUGGGUUUUAUGAUCUGUCAUGCCCAUAAGAAGAAUCUCUCUUAAUAUGGACGCUAAUCCACCUUACAUUGCCUAAUGAUCUAAUAUGGAAGGUCGUAUUCGAAUAGGUAACGUCGGGGCUUCGUGUUGGGUAUAUAUAUAUGAAUGUUGAACUACCCAGGCUAGUAUACAAUGUCUCAAGUCCUACCACAGAAGUCAAGCUUGCUCUUCAUCACACUAUAAAGAAGAUCUAGCACACCCUUCUCGCUAUGUAUAUCUCUAAGAUCGCGGCGCUUGCGCUUCUUGCGCCUUGCACGCUUGUCUCCGCCACUCCGGUCUUCAAGAACCACGGAACACUAGAUGGAUGGGAUGGGACCAACCACGAACAUAAAGGAACCGUAACUCAGGUCGACAACGUGUCUUACAACUCAGGCUCGUCGAUCAAAGUGGUUCAGAUAUACGACUCUGGCUACACUGGCAGAUACCACUCGGAAGUCUACAAGAAAGACGUCUACAAAGUCGGCGACGAGGGGUUCUACGGCUUCGCUUUCAGGCUGCACUCAACUUGGGACACCUCGUCCAAGCAAUCCUACAACAUCGCGCAGUUCAUCAGCAACCUGGAGGACAACCCCGACAACACGUGCGGGGAUGGCUUCAUCCCCUCGAUGAUGAUGUGGGUCGAGGGCAACGAGCUCAAGAUCCGCAGCAAGGGCGGCAACAUGUGCGAUAGCACCCUGAAGAAGUUCUCGGUCGGCACGAUCAAGCCGGGGUCUUGGCACCGCGUCGUCCUCCAGGCCAAGUGGGAAAGCGACAGCUCGGGCUACUACAAGGUCUGGUUCGACGGGAAGCAGGCGCUGGAGGAAUCGGGCAUCAUCACUACGUACAGGGACGCGCAGAAGAAGUACGGCUUCCAGUUCCGCACCGGCUUGUAUGCCAAUAGCUGGCACGACGACAAGCGCAUGGAUGGAAGCCAGGGCACCCGACAACUGUGGAUUGAUGAGGUUGCUAUCGGAAACAAGUAUGAGGAUGUGGACCCCGGGGUUCAGCAGUAAUCGUGUGGUAAUUGUAGGUUGUUUCGGAUGGCCUUUUUAUAAGAUGUUUAAUGAUUUGUUAGUUUCGGCAGUUAAUCAGAAUGUUAUAUAUAUAUAUAAUCCAUGGCUUUGUUAAUUUCUUGAGCUGUUCAAUGGUUCAAAGAGAUGGGAGAUAAGAUAUAGUUGAGUGCACGCAUAUCCGGGGUAUAAUUAAGACUAGCCAAUAGGAGUUGUCAUAGAAUAAGGAAUAGGGUAGGUAACUACAUAGCUAUGAUUAUAAUUUAUGGUCUAUGAAUACACCUAAGUCAG